Molecule: messenger RNA, 3095 nt
Organism: Esox lucius (northern pike)
Lineage: Eukaryota; Metazoa; Chordata; Actinopteri; Esociformes; Esocidae
Gene: vps52
Product: VPS52 subunit of GARP complex
Exons: 19
Coding region: 163-2337 (724 amino acids)
Biological process (GO): endocytic recycling; Golgi to vacuole transport; retrograde transport, endosome to Golgi
Cellular component (GO): GARP complex
Molecular function (GO): syntaxin binding
Source: RefSeq, a predicted model, not a curated record
UUGUGUUAGUUAGUUUUAUUUUCGUAUUCAAUUAUUUUCACCUAAAAUUAUCAAUAGUAUUUUUUCCUAAGUUGCAUAAUUGCCGGAGACAAUGCUGAAACUGGCUGCUUUGAUGGGGAGAAGCACACACACGGACUAGCUAGUUUUUUUGGUUUGGAAGAUAUGGCGGAGGGAGCUGUGACUGGAGCUGCAUCUGAUGUAAACACAACUGUCAACUCGACGGCGAAUGCCAUGGCUUACUUACAAGAUGAGAUGAAGCCGGACUCAGAUGCCAUGGCCCCCCUUAACCUGGGAGACUUGGAUUUGACCACAGAUGAGUUCAUUUUGGAUGAAGUGGAUAUUCACAUCCAGGCUAAUCUUGAAGAUGACUUGGUGAAGGAGGCAUUGAAAACGGGAGUUGACCUCAGGCAAUACUCAAAGCAAGUUGAGGCUGAACUCCAGCGGAUUGAACAGGCUUCCAUCAAAGAUUAUAUCAAGGAGAGCCAGAACAUUGCCUCUCUGCACAACCAGAUCACCGCUUGUGACUCCAUACUGGAGCGAAUGGAAGGCAUGCUGAGCGGCUUCCAGAGUGACCUCUCGUCCAUCAGCAGCGAGAUCCAGACGCUGCAGCAGCAGUCGGUCAGCAUGAACAUGCGGCUGAAGAACAGGCAGGCCGUACGCAGCCACCUCAGCCAACUGGUGGACGAGCUGGUGGUACCUGGAGCCAUGAUCCAGAUAAUCCUUGAGAGCCCGGUUACCGAGCAGGAAUUCCUCGAGCAGCUCCACGAGCUGAACAACAAGAUCAACUUCGCCAAAGAGCUCAGCUUCAGGGAGACUCUGGCCUGUUCUGACAUCCAGGACAUUGUGGACCGCCUCAAAAUUAAGGCUGUAACAAAGAUCAGAGAAUUUAUCCUGCAGAAGAUAUAUUCCUUCAGAAAGCCCAUGACCAACUAUCAAAUCCCUCAGAAUACUCUCCUCAAGUACAGGUUUUUCUAUCAGUUCCUCUUGGCAAACGAAAGGACGGUUGCUAAGGAGAUCCGGGAUGAGUACGUAGACACCAUGAGUAAGAUCUACUACAGCUACUUUAAGUCCUACAGUGGCCGGCUCCUCAAAGUCCAGUAUGAGGAGGUGGCAGAUAAAGAUGACCUGAUGGGAGUGGAGGACACAGCCAAGAAAGGCUUCUUCUCCAAGCCCUCCCUGAAGAGCAGAAACACCAUCUUCACCUUGGGCCAGCGGGGGGCGGUGCUGAGCCCUGCCGAGCUGGAGGGACCGAUCCUCAUCCCACACACGGCCCAGCGAGGGGACUGCAGGUAUCCCUAUGAGACCCUGUUCCGAAGUCAGCACUACGCCCUGUUGGACAACGGCUGUCGCGAGUACCUCUUCCUGUCCGACUUCUUCAUGGUGGCCGGAAACUCCGCUCUGGACCUCUUCAACAGCGUCAUGGGGAAGACACUCAGCCUGUUCCUGAAGAGCAUGUCCACGUAUGUUUCGGACUGCUACGACAGCAUCGCCGUGUUCCUGUGCAUCCACAUCAUCCUGCGUUUCAGAGCCAUCACGGCCAAGAGGGCCAUCCCGGCCCUGGACAAAUACUGGGAGGCAGUGCUGGAGCUCCUGUGGCCCCGCUUUGAGCUCAUCCUGGAGAUGAACAUUCAGAGCAUUCGCAACACGGACCCGCAGAAACUUGGCCUGCUGGACACCAGACCACACUACAUCACACGCCGAUAUGCCGAGUUCUCUUCUGCCAUCGUCAGCAUUAACCAGACAUUCACCAGCGAGCGAACCCACACCCUCCUUGGCCAACUGCAGAUUGAGGUGGAGAACUUUGUGCUGAAGAUGGCGGCGGAGUUCCCUUCACGCCGGGACCAGCUCAUUUUCCUCAUCAACAACUACGAUAUGAUGCUCAACGUGCUCAUGGAGAGGGCAGCCGAUGACAGUAAAGAGGUGGAGGGCUUCCAGCAGCUCCUUCAGGCCAGGAGCCAGGAAUUUAUUGAGGAGAUCCUGUCGACUCCAUUCGGCGGCAUGAUAGCGUUUGUAAAAGAGAGCGAGGCGCUGAUGGAGAAAGGGCAGCUGGAUAGACUGAAAAACGACGAAGCCCGCAUCACCCAGUUAGUCAGGGGUUUCUCAAGUACAUGGAAACAGUCGGUGGAGGCACUGAGUCAGGAUGUCAUGAGGUCCUUCACCAACUUCAAGAACGGAACUGGCAUCAUUCAGGGGGCUCUCACCCAGCUCAUCCAGUACUACCAUGGUUUCCACAAGGUGCUGUCCCAGCCCACCUUCCGCAGCCUGGCCGUGCGCUCGGAGCUCAUCAACCUGCACCAUCUAAUGGUUGAGGUUAAAAAACACAAGCCCAACUUCUAACCGGGCACAUCCAAGGCUAAAGAAAGUGGAAUGGUAGGUAUGUGACGGGUUGAACUCUUGGAAACACGUGGAAAUGUGUCCACUUCAGCUUAUGAUGUAACCUCACUAAUGGGGUCUGUGAAAUCCGCUGUAAAUAUAGUUUGCGAUUUGAUGUUGGGUUCGGUCUUGGGGGAAAGUUCUACCUUUUACAUGGGAACUGGGUUCUUUGUUUUUGGGGGAGGGGAUGAAUGAGGAUUCUGUAGUUAUGGUUAUUCACAGGAGAGAUCAAAGAACAAAACCUGGACAAGGACAACUGAGGAGAUUCUAGUCCAACAGCCAUCAAAUUCACUUCACCCUAACACAUAAUUGAUCAAUGACUGGCGUAUGAGGGAACUUGCCUGUUUUCCAGGUAGAAUCCAAUCUUUGUUAAAAGUCAGUGAUAGACAAAUAAAAACAUACAUUGAAGCCCUCAAGGACCAGAGCUAUGCAUGGGCAGUCUACUCCAUUUUGAGACAGGGAACAGGUGGUGUCAUGAAUGUUCUGUGAGAAAGGAGAGGGGCUAGUAUGUGUGGCUGACCCUUUUGUUUUCUCCUGAUGUGUGUGUGUGUAUAUACUGUACAAUAUAAACAUUUUCAAUGUAGAUCUGUACAAAUAGUAAAUCCAUUAUAUUUAAUGUAAUCACAAGGCUGUAAAAUGAUCACAUGGCUGUUGCUGUCAUUUUUAAUGCUUUAAUGAACUUAAUUCCACAUUACAAUUAAAUUAAACAACAAAAACAACAA